UUCUGAUCAAUGAACUUGUUUGCGGCGCACAGGACAUCAGCCGAGGAAUUGCUAACAAAGGGCCUCGGCAACAUCAAAUCAUUUUCGAACAGACUGCCAUCUCACUUAUCUCAAGUCCACCGAGGCGAGGGAUGGCCUUUGGUAGGUGGAAGACGGCUUGAGGGCAAACAGCGAUGGACGAAACGCUGACAAUUCUCGCGCAGUACUUCCCUGAGCGUUUUUUCUGAUCAGUGAAACUGUUUGAGGCACGCAGGACAUCAGCCGAGGAACUGCUAACAGAGGGCCUCGGCAAAAUCAUAGCAUCUUCCAGCAUCCAAAACUGCCAUCACUCAAGCAGUGUAUUGCACUCGCUAUUUAAAAUGAAUCCACGUUGCGUGAGUUGUCUCACAGAAACUUGCAUUGUGGAGGGAAGAGGCAAGGAGGGAACAAACAAGAGGAGGAUUGGCAUUCUUGAACUUAGUCAAAACUGCCCUUGCUGUUUGCCAGUAAGCUCGAGGUGGGGUCGACGCGCGAGCUGGCAAGUGCCACGACCGUGACAGCGAGCCGGGUCCAGGACUGGAUCGAGCUUGCAACGCCAAGAUCUGAAGCGCGCGCGGCCGCGAAUUGCCGCUCGCAGGCACAGACAUCGAUCACGCGCUCAGACCACAAAAAACUGUGCCACAGAUUUCCCCCCCCCCAGGGAGGCCACUAGCAACGCACAAACUUUGGGUCAGCAUUCCAAUGGUUCCAAGACGGCUGGAGUCAAGGAGAAGGCGCCAAUCUCUCUCAGAGAGCCCAGGGAGACCCACGGGGCGCUCAGGGGAUUUAAUUUCGCGGGGCAUCCUACUGUACACGGGGGCACGGCGGGCUCUAGAGUAGCCUUCACAUGGGGUUCCUAGCCACGCAGCCUUCACCUUCUGACUAGUGAUCCACCCACGAAGCACAUGCCACACCUCAGGGAUAGGAAGAUUAGAACAAUCUCCAUGUGUUACGUCCCAUUCUAUCACGGUUUCACCUCGAGCUUACAAAUGUCGGCUGAGCUCGCCAACUCCCGACCGCGCGCGGCCAGAAGCGCGGCGCGAACAACUUCUUGCGGGCGAGCUCGAUGCCAGCCGCGCGCAGGCGCAGCUGGCACACGGGCCCGUCGCCGAGCUUCUGCAACUCCAGGCCGGCACUGCUGAGCUUCUCGCACGGGGCGACGCUCUCGGCGGUGCGCCACCUGCCCCGCCGCAGGUCGCCCGCCAAGGUUCCGGCGGCCAUGCUGCGGUCGCAGCCGGCGCCUCCACGGCGGAGGCAGCAGGGCAUGGCCCGCAACCCCGCGGCCCCAACAGCAGUCAAGGCUGUCCUGAAGCUUCUUCCGAGGACCACGUACACGAGCUCGCGCAGGCGCCCCCUGAAGCCGCGGAGCCGCGCCAGCGCCUCCGCGCCAUGCGCAAGCCAACGCUGCUUCAGCUAGCCCGACCGGACACUCAUGUCGCAGGCGAAGGUCUUAGACGGCACCAGCUUGACUUGGGCCCUGAUCACCGGACUUAACCAGCACGCCGUUCCAGAUUCGCCCUCCAGUGGUAGCCACUCCAUGGGGCCGACGGCUGUCGCGCCCCACGCCGCGCAAGUCCAGGCGAGGAGGCAGACCAAGCGCAGCCAGACCAGGGCGGCCUUGAAGAUUCCCAAAUAUACGCUCUGGGUCUUCACCUGCACCUUCUCUGCCACCGCGCGCGCGAGGCCGGGGCAAAGCUGCUGCCGCG
Molecule: messenger RNA, 1724 nt
Organism: Prorocentrum cordatum
Lineage: Eukaryota; Dinophyceae; Prorocentrales; Prorocentraceae
Source: the annotation of a GenBank genome assembly